AUGUCACAACCACGCGCACACUCAGUCGUGUGUAAACAUGUCGUUUCGCGAAAGACCCACACCAUGCUCGGCAGUCAAGAGCAGCCGGGCAUUAUUCCCAGAGCUGUCAAGGAGGUCUUCAAGCUGGUUGACGUUCAGGAAAAGGAGCAGGAUGGUUGGGAAUACUCAGUUGGGAUGUCUUACCUUGAGCUCUACAAUGAAAAGGUGCUGGACCUGUUGUCCCCAGGUUCCCAGGACCUGCCCAUCCGUGAAGACAAGGACAGAAACAUCCUCAUUCCCGGGCUAACGCGCACACCGCUUUUAUCCUUUACCGAUUUCGACACUCAUUUUAUCCCCGCGAGUCUAAACCGCACCACGGCCUCUACUAAACUCAACCAGCGUUCCAGCCGCAGUCACGCUAUCCUCCUCAUAAAGAGUUCACCAGAUUCAUCAGUUCUGGACAGACUUCUGGCCCUGGAGAAGAUGAUGAUGGGCUCGGCUGAAAGGGAGAGACUCAACUUGCUCAAAACUGUAGCACAGUCCCGUAAGGAAAUACAGAUGUUGAAGGAGAAACAGAAAGAGCUGGAGGACAAAGCAAACAUGCUUAACAAGCAGAAUGAAACUGUUGAAAAAGAGUCCAAAGAUGCACUUCUCUUUAAAACAGAUCUGCCCCCACUGCACAGAAAACCGUCUACAGCCGCCAAACCACGCAAACAGCAGGCGGUUGUCACACCGUUACAGGUUUCUCAGGUGCAGCCCUUGCAGCAGUGCGCUGUGGUGUGUAAACCCUCACAAUUCUUGGAUAAAAAGAAGAAACGUAUCCAAACUGAGGUGUGUGAGGGGAAGGAGAACGGAGGUGUGGAUCGUCCCUCUGCUGAUGACGUCAACUGGGAGUCCCAUCUGGAUUCGGCAUUACUAGAGCAGUCCAGGAAGAAGAUCCUGCAGACGCUGAACUCCGGCUCUCUGAAGGAUCUCAAGAGCCUGCAGCUGAUCGGAGACAAGAAAGCCAAACUGAUCAUGGGCUGGAGAGAGAUUCAUGGGGACUUCACAUGGUUGGAAGACCUGAAGAAAAUCGAAGGCAUUACAGCUAAACGUUUCUCCUCUUUCAUAAAGGCCAAUAUUCUCAGCAGUAUGGGAAAGUGAAGCGUACGAGCCACUGUGUCUGAAGAGGAGCGUUUGAACACUUGUGAUUUGUUUUUAAGAUGUUUUUACACAUUUUGAGUGUAACAUUUUGUACAGGGUUGUUUUUGUUUUUUUGUACAAGCUUCUGUGUAUACUUGACUGCUUUUUCCAUGUUUUCUAUCAUUUCGGCAUGCUAUUUUGCCUUUUUAGUAUUUAACUUUUUUUUUCUUUAAAUGAACUGAUCAUUAAUCGUGGCACCAAAUA
Messenger RNA from Sinocyclocheilus rhinocerous, 1365 nucleotides. RefSeq names its product kinesin-like protein KIF22. Lineage: Eukaryota; Metazoa; Chordata; Actinopteri; Cypriniformes; Cyprinidae. Gene Ontology annotation, molecular function: microtubule motor activity; ATP binding; microtubule binding. Gene Ontology annotation, cellular component: microtubule associated complex. The transcript has 9 exons. Bases 1 to 1122 code for a protein of 373 amino acids. The record is from RefSeq and is a predicted model, not a curated record. Gene Ontology annotation, biological process: microtubule-based movement; mitotic spindle organization; spindle elongation.